This is a messenger RNA of Myotis brandtii (Brandt's bat), 942 nucleotides long. RefSeq names its product olfactory receptor 51I2-like. Gene Ontology annotation, biological process: G protein-coupled receptor signaling pathway. NCBI's taxonomy places the organism in Eukaryota, Metazoa, Chordata, Mammalia, Chiroptera, Vespertilionidae. Gene Ontology annotation, molecular function: olfactory receptor activity; G protein-coupled receptor activity. The record is from RefSeq and is a predicted model, not a curated record. Gene Ontology annotation, cellular component: membrane.
AUGAAAAGUUUUGGGACUAACAUCUCAAGCAUUACCAGCUUCACACUAACAGCCUUCCCAGAGAUGGAGGGCCUGGAGCACUGGUUAACUGCCUGCAUCUUGCUGCUUUAUGCUAUCUCUGUCCUGGGCAACAUUCUAAUUCUCUUCAUCAUAAAGGAGGAGCAGAGCUUGCACCAGCCAAUGUACUACUUCCUGUCUCUGUUAUCUGUCAAUGACUUGGGUGUGUCCUUUUCUACAUUGCCCACUGUACUGGCUGUCUUGUGCUUCCAUGCCCCAGAGAUUGCCUUUGAUGCCUGCCUGACCCAGAUGUUCUUCAUCCACUUUUUUUCCUGGACAGAGUCUGGGAUCCUGCUGGCUAUGAGUUUUGACCGGUAUGUGGCCAUCUGUAACCCCUUGCGUUAUUCAUCGGUGCUCACUGAUAUCCGUGUGGUUCACAUGGGCCUAUCCAUCAUCAUCCGCAGCUUCUGCAUGGUCUUCCCACUGCCUUUUCUUCUGAGGAGGCUGCCGUUCUGUGAGGCCAACAUGCUGACCCAUUCCUACUGCUUGCACCCAGACCUCAUCCGCUUGCCUUGUGGAGAUACCACCAUCAAUAGCAUGUAUGGCCUGUUCAUUGUCAUCUCUGCCUUUGGUGUAGACUCAGUGCUCAUUGUUCUCUCCUACGUUCUCAUACUGCACUCUGUGUUGGCCAUUGUCCGGGAAGAAAGGCUUAAGACACUCAACACUUGUGUGUCACACAUCUGUGCUGUGCUUAUCUUUUAUGUGCCCAUGGUUAGUGUGUCCAUGAUUCACCGAUUUGGGAAACACUCCUCUGAGCUUGUGCACAAGUUCAUGUCCCUGGUUUAUCUCUUUGUGCCUCCAAUGCUCAACCCAAUUAUUUAUUCCAUUAAGACUAAGGAGAUUCGUAAGAGGUUACGUAAAAUGUUAUUGGGAUCUAAGCUGUGA